Closterium sp. NIES-65 is the source of this 459-nucleotide messenger RNA. Lineage: Eukaryota; Viridiplantae; Streptophyta; Zygnematophyceae; Desmidiales; Closteriaceae. The record is from the annotation of a GenBank genome assembly.
AUGCCUCGCUAUACGACGUCGCAAACCUUCACGGAUGGCAACACGCAGAUAGUCGCGCUUCCCGAUAUCGUAGAAACGAAGCGCGAGGAUCCCAAGGGUGACGUGGAGGAGGAGCCGUACGAGGUGAAGCUACAGCGCAUCUCCGAGUGCUACCGAGCGAUGCGGCGGCAUGAGCAGGACCGGCUGAUGCGGAUGGAGGCGGAUUAUAACAAGCGUAUGGAGGAGAAGCGCUUCCAACAACGCAGAGAACAACGGCUGAAGGAAGCGGAGGAGCGAACAGCAAAGAAGCGAGCGAAACGGCAAAAGAAGAAAGAGAAGCGGAAGAAGCAGAAAACAGAGGAGACACGGGAUGGCAGCUUGCCGAGUGUGGCCGAGGGGCAGAGGGAGGGGCUUGUAUCAAGUGAUGAGGAUGAGGAGGAUGAGGCUGCUGCACCAUCUGCCCAGGCAGCACUUGAUUGA